Molecule: messenger RNA, 2432 nt
Organism: Drosophila persimilis
Lineage: Eukaryota; Metazoa; Arthropoda; Insecta; Diptera; Drosophilidae
Gene: CysRS
Product: cysteine--tRNA ligase, cytoplasmic
Exons: 6
Coding region: 31-2256 (741 amino acids)
Biological process (GO): cysteinyl-tRNA aminoacylation
Cellular component (GO): cytoplasm
Molecular function (GO): ATP binding; cysteine-tRNA ligase activity
Source: RefSeq, a predicted model, not a curated record
UUGCCGAUUUAUUUACCAAUAUAAAGAAUAAUGUCUAAACGUGUACAACCUGCGUGGCAAGCACCGAAGCCAGCGGAGCGGCCAAAGCUACGGCUGUACAACAGCCUGACGAGACAAAAGGAGGAUUUCGUGCCGCUGGAUGGGAACAAUGUAACCUGGUAUAGCUGCGGUCCGACUGUCUACGAUGCCUCGCACAUGGGACACGCACGGUCUUACAUUUCCUUCGAUAUUCUGAGACGCAUUCUGGCCGACUACUUUGGGUACAACAUCCACUAUGUGAUGAACAUCACGGACAUCGAUGACAAAAUCAUCAAGCGCGCUCGUCAGAAUCAUCUCUUCGAAGAAUAUGCCGGCGAAUCAGCGAAUUUACCCCUCGACCAGUUGUUGGAUCAUCAGAAGGAAGUGCUCGUGCGAUUUCAGGAAACGUGCGCAAAGAACACGGAUCCCGAUAAGAAGGUGAUGCUGGACAAGACUCUGCAGCGUAUGAACGAUGCCGUUGUUGCACUCACAACGGCAGUUAGCCAAGGUGACGAAAAGGGCAUCGCUGAGAAGCGGCAACACUACCUAAACGAAGCCAAGGACCCGAUUGCAGAGUGGUUGGAUGGCAAGAAGGGAGCUGAGAUCAAUGACAAUGCUGUCUUUGAGUCUCUGCCCCGCUUCUGGGAAGACCAGUUUCACAACGACAUGAAGUCACUAAACAUUCUCCCACCAGAUGUGCUCACGCGGGUCUCAGAAUACGUGCCACAGAUUGUGGCCUUUAUUCAAAAGAUCAUCGACAACGGCCUCGCCUAUGCAGCCAACAAUUCCGUCUACUUUGAUGUAAACGGCUUCGACAGGAAAGAGAAGCAUCACUACGCCAAGCUGGUGCCAGAGGCAUAUGGCGACACCAAGUCACUGCAGGAGGGUGAAGGGGACUUGUCUGUGGCCGAGGAUCGACUCUCAGAGAAGCGUUCGGCCAACGAUUUUGCCCUGUGGAAGGCCAGCAAGGCCGGCGAGCCCUGGUGGGACAGUCCCUGGGGACGAGGUCGUCCCGGAUGGCACAUCGAGUGCUCCGCCAUGGCCUCGGACAUCUUCGGUUCAACAUUCGACAUACACACAGGUGGCGUGGAUCUAAAGUUCCCACACCACGACAAUGAGUUGGCCCAGUCGGAGGCGGCAUUCAACGAGUCCGAGUGGGUCAAAUACUUCCUACACACUGGCCAUCUCACAAUUGCCGGAUGCAAGAUGUCCAAGUCUCUCAAGAAUUUCGUCACCAUUCAAGAGGCGCUGAAAAAGCAUUCGGCAACCCAGCUACGUCUGGCCUUCCUCCUCCACUCGUGGAAGGAUACGCUCGACUACUCCGAGAACACCAUGGAAAUGGCGACGCAAUACGAGAAGUUCCUUAACGAGUUUUUCCUGAAUGUGAAAGACCUGACCCGUCACGUGCUGUCUGAAGAGCCGCGACGGCAGUUUGAUGCCUGGACCGAUGUUGAGGCUGCCUUGCAGAAGAAGUUUUCCAGCUCCCAGGUGCAAGUGCAUGCGGCCCUUUGUGACAACGUAGACACGCGCAGUGCUCUCGAUGCCAUUCGGGAGCUUGUUUCCGCCUCCAAUGUCUACAUACGGGACAACAAGUCGAGACUGAAUAGCCUGCUGCUGCGCAAUGUGGCCACAUACAUAACCGACUUGUUGCAUGUGUUUGGCGCCAUUGCUGGACCACGAGGUGGCAUCGGAUUCCCAGUGAGCGGCGGAGCCGGGCCUCAGGCAGCUGGUGGCGAUCUGGAGACGACAGUGCUUCCCUAUGUCCAAACUCUGGCGGAAUUCCGCAACUUGGUGCGUGAGCAGGCGAAGGCAUUAAAGGCAUUCGAUAUCUUAAAGCUGUGCGACGACCUGCGUGACAAUAUAUUGCCCAAUUUGGGUGUCCGACUCGAGGACAAAGAUGGUGGCAAGUUUGCCGUCAAGCUGGUUGAUCGCGACUCGCUUUUGCGCGAGCGGGAGGCGAAACUGGCCGCCGAAGCAGAGAAAGCAGCUGAGAAGGAACGGAAGAAGCAGGCAGUUGCCGCAGCCGCAGCAGCCAAGGAUGCGCAGCGUCGCGUCAAUCCCAAGCAGAUGUUCCUUGGCGAAACGGAAAAGUACUCGGCCUUCGAUGAGAAUGGCCUGCCAACUCUCGACAAGGAAGGCAAAGAGAUUAGCAAAGGACAAGUGAAAAAGCUUCAAAAACUGCAGCAGCAACAGGAACAACGCUACAAAGAGUAUUUGGCAUCCAUAAACGAAGCCUAGUCCAUAAAAACAGAGCACCAAAAGUAUCGUAUUGAUAUUAGCUUAGCAUUUAAAAUAUUCUCAUCACUUUUUCCACGCCUAAUAAUUUCCAAAGUCCGCUUAAAACGAAUCCCAUUCGUGCAGUCGUGCUAGCCUUGGGCUAAUCAUCAUUAAAAUUAAACUCUUUUCUACGAUAA